This is a messenger RNA of Lampris incognitus (smalleye Pacific opah), 3589 nucleotides long. RefSeq names its product tubulin, gamma complex associated protein 5 (gene tubgcp5). Gene Ontology annotation, cellular component: equatorial microtubule organizing center; spindle pole; centrosome. NCBI's taxonomy places the organism in Eukaryota, Metazoa, Chordata, Actinopteri, Lampriformes, Lampridae. The record is from RefSeq and is a predicted model, not a curated record. The coding region runs from base 193 to 3255 and encodes 1020 amino acids. Gene Ontology annotation, biological process: spindle assembly; mitotic cell cycle; cytoplasmic microtubule organization. The transcript has 23 exons. Gene Ontology annotation, molecular function: microtubule minus-end binding; gamma-tubulin binding.
UGCGCGGAGUUUAUGAGAACAUGAGCUAAUGGAUGAAUACACAAACGUAUGCAAUGAGUGUUAUUAUAUCAUACAGCGUAAUACUACACGCGUUAAGGACACGUAUCUUAUGAUUGCCACACAUUUAUCCCAAUCGGUUGCCGUAAACAUUGGUUAAUAUUUAGCUAGCAGUAACAGCUCUGCAACAUCAACAUGUCACACUGGACCAAAUUCGAAAAGGAGACUGAGAGCGAAACCAAGAAUUUGAUCAAAUGUAUGAGCGGGAUCCAAGAUGAGGAUGAUCAAAACUUCCAGCUGGCACUGAAAUUCGCUUGGUCUAACUUCAAGUUCCACCGUUACCUUGAUGUUGACAGCCAUAAAAUCCAGCGUAGUAUAAGUGGGAUUUACGAAAAGCUCAUGGUACACUCUGACAUAUGUAAAGCUGAGAGCUGGUCGAGACUGACUGAAGAAUUCUUGAACUCUCCUUUACCAAACACAGAGGGGACUAAGACUGAUGUUCAUCAUAGUAUCCUUUCACUAUUGCUCUUCUUAUCGGGGUCCCCAUCAAACACAAAUUUCACUGAGAGACCCAGGUUGAAAGAGGCUGAGCAAGAGGAUCAUUUUGAUUGGGCUAAAUAUUUGAUAGAAGGCGAGGACAUAGACAUUGGACCUUUCCCAGAUACGCCUGAGUGGUCUGAGGAAGAGAAUGACGAGGAAGACAGCCAACAGCCAAUCAGCAGGGGGGACUCUGGCAUCCAGGUGGACAGAACUCCUCAGGAGGAUCAGGAGAACACAAAUAAAACUGUUCCAGUCACAUGGACAGUAGGUGAGCCUGAUGCCCGUGCGUGGCUUGAGCAGCAUGUGGUGACACCGUAUUGGGUAGCUCACGCCCCUCGUUUCUCUCACAGUUUACAUUUACACUCCAACUUGCUCAAUGUUUGGGACCAACACUUAUAUAACACUGAUCCAUUAUAUCUGCCAGAAGAAAAGUCCUUUGUCACAGAGACUCAAGUUAUACGGGAGACAUUAUGGCUUCUCUCUGGUCUGAAGAAACACUUUAUAUUUCAACAUCAUGAUGGGAAAGUGUCAGUAAGGAAUAAUGUAGUAGUGACUCAUCUGACCAGUAAUUGCUUGCGCUCUGUCCUGGAACAUAUAGCUGUGUAUGGUCAGGCAGUCUUUAGGCUGCAAAAGUUCAUAGAUGAGGUGACUGGAUACAACUCUGAGCCAUGUCCUCCUGGCUCUGGCUCUGGCUCUGGCUCAGGCUCAUCCCAUAGCUCCAAGAAGGGCUCUGAGCCUCCCUUCAGGACCUAUCAGGCCUUUGUCUGGUCACUCUAUAAGUACUUCACCAGCUUCAAAGAGGAGUUGACUACAAUAGAGAAAGAACUCAUAUGCAAAGAUGAGACAGUGACCUUGUCUGCUGUUCUGGAGCGACUCAGCCCUCACUUGGCACAGAUCAAAGUGCUGCACAAAGUUUUUUGUACUGGAGUCGCCGAAGUCCCCCCAGAGACCCCCAACGUUGUGCGGGCUUCACACUUGCUCAACACCCUUUACAAGGCUAUCAUUGAAUAUGAUAGUGUUGGGGAGGCAUCAGAGCAAGCUGUGGCACUAUUAUUUUCAUUGUGGACAGAGACAGUCAGACCAUACCUGGAGAUUGUUGAUGAAUGGAUAGUUCAUGGACACCUAUUUGACCCAGCCAAAGAGUUUAUCAUCCAAAGGAACAAGGAUGUGCCAGUAAACCACAGGGACUUCUGGUAUGCCACUUACACAUUGUACAGCGUGUCCGAGACAGUGGAAAAUGAGGAGAAGCUUAAUGACGCUGCCAGUGGGAGCUCUGGAGGGGAUCAGGGCUCCAGCAGCAGGCAGCUCACCAUGGUGUCCUUCCUCAAACCUGUCCUGAAGCAGAUUAUCAUGGCUGGAAAGUCCAUGCAGCUGCUCAGAAAUUUAGACUGCAAGGAGACUGAGCCAUGUCAAAGCUCCUCUAGAGAUGCUGAGAGGAAGAGUUUAUACACACUGUUCCUCGAGUCAGUGCAGUCACGUCUAUGCAGUCGUGAGCAAUCACCAACAGAUACAAUUACUGAGCAACAGGCCACCAAGAGGAGCCUUAUAAAGAUGCAGUCCAUUGUGGCACAGCACCUGCAGAUCAAUGAUGUCCAUGAUCCACUGUUGGCCAUCAAUUUUGCAAGGCUCUACCUGGAGCAGAGUGACUUCCAUGAGAGGUUUUCCGGAGGGGAUUUCAUAGUAGACCGUUCAUCUCAGUCUGUGACUUGCCAGACAUUUGAAUUGACCCUGCGCUCUUGUCUUUACCCUCACAUUGAGAGGCGGUACAUUGAGUGUUGCGGGAACCUUAUGAAGACACUGAAGAAGGACUACAAAUUGUUGGAAUACCUACAAGCUAUGAGGAACUAUUUUCUCCUGGAGGCUGGAGAUACUAUGUAUGACUUCUAUACAGCCAUCUUUGACAAAGUGCUAGAAAAGGAAAGCUGGCAACAGCUCUCUUUUCUCAAUGUGCAGCUGCAGGAGGCAGUUGGGCAGCGCGACCCAGAGGACAGUAGCAGGUUAUCCAUUUUCUUGGAGACCAUAGACCCUGCCAGGAAAAAGCAGCCUGUGAAUAAUCUAGAUGUGCUCACCUUGAGUUACAAGGUUCCCUGGCCUGUUGACAUUGUGAUCAGCUCUGAGUGUCAGAGGAUCUACAAUCAAGUGUUUCUUCUUCUGCUGCAGAUUAAAUGGGCAAAAUACAGUUUAGACACACUGCGAUUCAGUGAUUUGACUGUGGUCACCAAGAAACUGGAUGGAAACACAGCUGAGGAAGCAACAUUCAAAGAACCUAUGAAUCAACAGAUUCACCGGAUGUGUCUGCUGCGGGUCAAAUUGAUGCACUUUGUCAACAGUCUGCACAACUACAUCAUGACUAGAAUCCUGCAUAGCACUGGGUUAGAGUUUCAGCACCAGGUACAGGACGCCAAGGACCUGGACCAGCUGAUCAAGAUCCAUUACAGAUACCUGUCAACCAUUCAUGACCGCUGUUUGCUGAGGGAGAAGGUCAGUUUUGUGAAGGAGGCAAUAAUGAAGGUUCUCAAUCUAGUGCUUAUCUUCUCUGAUCGAUGGCAAGCCGGAUUUGGUGCUUGGAAGAUAGAGUCCAUAGAUAAGAUGGAGUCAGAUUUCAAAAACUGUCACAUGUUCCUUGUGACUAUACUGAACAAAGCUGUGUGCCGUGGCUCAUUUCCUCAUUUGGAGUCUCUCGCCCUGUCUCUGAUGGCUGGUUUUGAGCAGUGCUGAGGGCAGGCUGACGUAUGGAUGUUUUUGCCUGACAUCUGAACUCGACUGUGUGGUUCUCUGUCUCAUCCCUCCUGUCUGUGACUGCAGUCGUUGUUCAGUGAUAACUUGCAUCAUAACAUGUGAGAUGUGUGAUUAUGUCACUGUCUGCACUGCAAUAGAUGUAGGACUUGGGCAACCUGGUGUCACAGAGUGCUGUGUGUCUUUUGAAGACAGAAUUCGUACAUACCCUUUGUGCACAUUUAGAGCUCUCUAUGGCAGCUUCUAGUUUUGUAUAUUUUUUUUUACAUCCUGUCAUGUUUUUUGUGAUUAACAUGUACAUAUUAUGCACAAUAAA